Messenger RNA from Zootoca vivipara (common lizard), 3258 nucleotides. RefSeq names its product lysine methyltransferase 5A (gene KMT5A). The record is from RefSeq and is a predicted model, not a curated record. Gene Ontology annotation, cellular component: nucleus; polytene chromosome. Gene Ontology annotation, biological process: regulation of transcription by RNA polymerase II; regulation of DNA damage response, signal transduction by p53 class mediator. Lineage: Eukaryota; Metazoa; Chordata; Lepidosauria; Squamata; Lacertidae. Gene Ontology annotation, molecular function: protein binding; histone H4K20 methyltransferase activity; transcription regulator activity.
CCGCAUCUUUGCUGCGGAUUGUCAAAAACGGGGAGAAAGGAGCUCCCCUUUGCUGGUUUUCGUCUGUCACGUUUGCUGCUGGCUGUGAGCUUUGCUAUUGGAGAUCAUGAGCAAAGGCAGGACGAGGAGGAGGAAGAAGAUGUCCAGACCUCGAGAGGGCAGAGCCGACAGCGGGGCGGAGGUGGUCGCCGAGAGCGCCGAGAAGCGGGGCCCCAGCCGGACCAGGAUAAACGGGGAGAACAUAUUUACUUGCCAGUCCAAAAUCUAUACCUACAUGAGUCCAAACAAACCUCCUUCUGUACGACCUCCACUUCAAGAGGAAAACUCUGCCACACAUCAUGAGGCAAAAUGCCAGAGCAAAAUGGGGAAUGAAAGCUACAGAAAAGGAGACGACAGACUAAAUAUUGGCAAUGCAGCCGACAGCACUAUGAAAUCUGAGGACCAGAACAGCAAAGAAUGUGGGUGUGAAUCUCCAGCCUCCUUCUCCAGUCUCAAACCCGAAGCCCCACAGCCUCCAAAAGCCCUGCCUCCAGAGCCUGCUGAUGCAGCAAACAGAAAGGAAGCCCAGAAGAAAGGUAUCAAGACCAAGCCUGGCUCCAAGAGAAAAGCCCAAGGGAAAACGCAGCAGAACCGAAAGGUCACAGAUUAUUACCCUGUUAGAAGAAGCUCCCGGAAGAGCAAAAAAGAAUUACAGAUAGAGGAGAAAAAACGGAUAGAUGACUUAAUAGAAAGCGGCAAAGAAGAUGGCAUGCAGAUUGACUUCAUUGAUGGUAAAGGGCGAGGGGUCAUUGCAACCAAGCAUUUUAAACGAGGGGAGUUUGUGGUCGAAUAUCACGGGGACCUCAUUGAGAUCACGGAUGCCAAGAAGCGAGAAGCUGUGUAUGCCCAAGACCCAUCCACUGGCUGCUAUAUGUACUACUUCCAGUACUUGAGAAAAACAUACUGUGUUGAUGCCACAAAAGAGACCCACCGUCUCGGAAGGCUGAUCAAUCACAGCAAAUGCGGCAACUGUCAGACAAAACUUCAUGACAUUGACGGCACCCCCCACCUCAUUCUGGUCGCCUCCCGUGACAUUAAAGCCGGCGAAGAACUCUUGUACGAUUACGGAGACAGGAGCAAAGCGUCCCUUGAGGCUCACCCAUGGCUGAAACAUUAGCGCAACUUCCUGGAACGGACUUACCAAGAGGACUCUUGUUUACAGCUCUUGCGGUAGACCCCCUUCCUAAGUCUGCUCUGUAUAAUGGUGAUUUGAGAUGGCCGCUGCAGGGUGGAAGUCUUCCAGCCCUACCCCGAGCAAACUUGAACCUGAAUUCCUGGUGAUUUUUAAUACAUUAUGCUCAUCUGGAUUGCCUAAUCCUCACCUCCUCUACCCACCUGCAUACGAACAGAAGAAAUUAUCAGUGAUUCCUAACUUGGGAUAUUUGGGACUGAAUUUUUACUGCUGAGAAAUCAGCUUUUACUAAGGUUUGUUCGUUUUGAAGUCGCAGUUUUGCUCGUGCGAGGGAGGGAGGGCGGGGUAAAGAUAAUAUUAGGAAAGUAGUGUUGACCAUCUCAGGUGAAGGUCAGGGGCAGGGGAGAUACCCCCCCUUCCCCUUCCUCUAUGGUCACUGUUUCAGUAAAUGCCUGAUCUGGGGCACACUUCUGAACUUCAUCUGGGAUUCUCACAAUUCACAGGUGGGUGAUGGUGCUAUUAACAGAUAUCAGAUCCCUGCAAUCAGUGGGUAUAAUCUAGGCAGAGAUGUACUUGUCCCAGUAACCCUGGGGGCUGCAAAUGGGGAGGAGAGGAAGGAGAAGUUUUGUUGCACAAGCAGAACAGCUGCAUUGGAUACAAUCCUGUUAGGUUGGCAACUAGAUGGGCAAAGGGGUUGUGUGAUGCUCUGCUAAAGGUGAGCAAAGCUUUCUCCUUUCCACAGUAACUGUCCAUGCAACCCUUCUGGCACUGGUUAUGCAGCUACUGCUUCUAGAUGUACCUUCCUGGGUAAAGGAAGUAAACUGGAGUGAGUUGGUCUGUCAUCACCCGUCAUUGACUAUAUGAUUUGCCACCCUUCUCUGAAGCCUGGGAUGGGGAGCCUGUGGUCCACUGGUGGACGACAACUCCCAUCAGCCCAACCCAAGCAAUGACCAAUGUUCAGGGAAGAUGGGAGUUGUAGUCCACUAAUGUCCCAAGGGGGCCACUGGUCUCCCCUCCUGUCUUAAACCCAGCACGGAUAAGUAGUCCGAGAAGGGAAAAGCUUUUCCUGCGUUUUAGGCCCCAGUGACCUUGGCAUGGCCACACAGAUGUCCUUGUUUGGCUUCCUACCACCAAGUCCUCCAGUGCUGCCCAGGGGUCCGUAAGAUUUAGGGACCCGGCCUCUGUUUCUUUCUUUUUUAAAAGAGCUGUGAACUCCACUCCUGAGGUUGCUGGAUUAUCAUUUUAAAUUUAUUUUAAAUAAAGGGCGUUUGAUCCACGUAGAACUGUGAAGCCAAAAUGUUAAUAAUUAACUGCACUUUCUCUCUCUCUCUCUCUCUAAGAGAAAAGAGGGAGAAGAAUAACUUGGAGAAAACUCAAUGCUUUUUAUAGAAUCAAUGGCCGACUUUUGCUUAAGGGGAAUUUUUUUAUAUGAAAGCUUCUUGGGACAAAGCUCUUUUUCAACAAUCUGGCUGCUGGGAAGCAUCAAUCAGUUCUGGUGCAAACAUGAGAUUAUUUAUUUACUCUUGACUGCUCUUUGGGAACCAUGUCCCCAAACUUGGACUUCCUCUUCUAUCUGUAUGUGUGUGUGUAUAUACUCACACACGCAUGCAUGUAUGUGCAUGCUCAUACAGGCACCCUUGGCACACCUCCAAUCAGAUCUAGUGGGAUUAAAUAGGUACUUGGAGUAUAUCUUUUAGGGCAAGGAUGGUGACCCUGUGGCCCCCAGAUGUUGCUGGGAUCAAGUUCUCAUCACCCCAGAUCACUCGCCAUGUUUGCUGCCACUGUUGGGAGGGAAAGUCCAGCAACAUUUGGGGCACAUCAGGUUUCCCACUCCUGAUUUUGGGUGUGCUCCUCAAGCUGGCACCAAGUGCUCUUGGACCUUGGCUGCAUCUAAGGCUCUGGGAGACAGCUGGGGUGUGUAUGUCCACGAAUACUGUGACAUCCUGGUUAUAUGCUUGAGCAGCAAGUGGGGUGGGGUGGGGAAAGGGAGAUGGGACCUGAUUGGUAAUGUAUUUUUUAAAGCUUAAAAAAGACACCUUGAAGAAAAUAAUAUUUCUCUGUAUAAGAAAAUAAAAUAAAGUGAUGUA